UUACGUCCUCUCUCAUUCCAAGUAACUAAACACGCUACAAAGUUUUCAUAAAAAUAAUGGGGCUCAAGCCCAAUUCCCCAAUUUUGAAUGGGCAGGCCCAAAGUGGGGAGUGUCCUCCGGGUCCAAAGCCCAAACGACACGUCAUCUUCCCAGAGCUCCACUGAAAGAAAAGAAUUGAGAACUGAAAGUCCUGAGAGAGAUGACGAUAGACGACGAGAGCUCCGUCUACGUCGGAGGCCUUCCGUACGACGCCACCGAGGAAACCGUCCGCAGAGUCUUCGAGCUGUACGGUAACGUCAUUGCCGUUAAGAUUAUCAAUGACGCCACGGCUCGAGGAAAAUGCUAUGGCUUUGUCACUUUCAGGAAUCCUCGGUCAGCAAUUCUCGCCAUCAAUGAGAUGGAUGGCAGGACUGUUGAUGGAAGAGUGAUCAGAGUAAAUGAAGUUAGGAGUAGAGGUGGAAGAUUGAGUUUUGGGAGGGAGAGGGAGAGUUUCCGGCGGAAUGCCAAGAGGGCGAGAAAUUGGGAUAGAGCUAGAGACCAUGAGAUGGAUUUUAGUCGGGAUAGGGACCGGUAUAAGGAUAGGUACAGUGAUCAGUCGAGGGAGUGUGACCGUGACAGGUCCCCUGAGGAUAUUGGUGAAGAAAUGGAUAGACGGUAUGAGGGUGAACACAAUUAUAAACAUGUAAGGGACCAUUUUUUGGAUAUAGAUCUUGAUCAGGAUAGAGUUGCGGAAGGUAGCGAGCAAGCACAGAGCAGGGACCGCGAUCAGGGUUGGGAAAGAGACCGAGCUUUGGUGUCCGAUAUGGAUAGGGAUAUGGAUAAAACCAAAAGCCUUGAUAGCACCGGCGACAAGGAUGGAGAUGACCAGUCAAGGAGAUGGAACGGUUCAAAUACUGUUAACCGACAAAGUCGGGACCUCGUAUCUCAUCCAAGUGAUGAUUACAAUGUUCAGGCAAGUUCAGCUGUUUUUCAGCUUUUCUUGCUAAGAGAUUGCUAUGCAUUUACCAUUCAGAUGGAGGAGAUCAUAGAGGAGAAAGAAAAGCUUAUUUUGGAUUUACAGAAUAAAUCUAAGAAAUUGGAGGAUGCCUUGAUAAAUGCAAAGAAGAACUCUUCACACGAGAAGAUGAAAAUAACCAAGCUACAUAAAUCCUUUAUGCAAGUAAAAGAUUACACUGAAAAACUUAAAAGCUGUGAACACGAGCUCCAGUUGCUUGUUGAUACAGGAAUGUUGGAACAUAGUAGCGAUGAAGUUGGCUUGAGGGAUGAAAUCUUGACAAUUGGCAAUGCAUGAUGUGCAUCGUAUUGAAAUCUGGAAGAAGAGUAACAAGUAACAAAGUAUAUUGUUUUUCUCCCUCUGUUUGGAUGGGGAGGAUUAUGCAGCAUUUCUAGAUAUUUACUUGAAAGUGGAGACUCAGCUUAUUGUAUCUGAGACGUAUGUCAUACAUCAUGGUUUCCGAUAAGCCGGUAGCUUGGUCUUGUGUUGUACAAUACUCUUGUCUAGUGGUAUGCAUUUCCACUUGAGCAGUUCAUUGACUCAUUGCUUCUUCCAA
Pyrus x bretschneideri (Chinese white pear) is the source of this 1550-nucleotide messenger RNA. RefSeq names its product serine/threonine-protein kinase fray2-like. The transcript is spliced from 8 exons. Gene Ontology annotation, molecular function: mRNA binding. The coding region runs from base 200 to 1291 and encodes 363 amino acids. The record is from RefSeq and is a predicted model, not a curated record. NCBI's taxonomy places the organism in Eukaryota, Viridiplantae, Streptophyta, Magnoliopsida, Rosales, Rosaceae.